AAUGCUGAGGAGUUACUGGGGUGGCUCCAGAGCCCAUAAUAAGAGGCCAAGACAGGAUGCCAGCAGGGAGGACUUUACAGAAGACAGGCUGUGUGUGGAUAUGGCUAAGGGCUUUGCCUGGGAGGGCUGGGACAACAGCUAGCCACUGGCCACUGAUGGCCGUGCCCCUCUUCCCUGCCGCACUCCCCGUCUUGGCAGCACGUGUUCAGGUCUAGCAGGCUGCUGCUGGAAAGCUGGCUCUGACUAGAGGAAGGAGUUAAGAAAGUCCGGUUGAGGGCCAGAGAGACAGACCUGUGUUUGUCCAGGAAAAGAAGACAGACGUAGGCAGCAGAGGCCCCUGCCAGCUCCUCCCAGAAAGACUGGGCUGGGGGAGCAAGCUAGACAGGAAGCUAAUCCCCUAAGGCUCUGCACACCGUGGGGCCAGAAGCCAGAGGCUGGUAUCCAGCCGCUGCCCACAGCGUACCUCUGUCCAGGGCUCCCAAUCGGGAGGCUGGACUUGGACCUUCUCCGACCUCGGCGCUUCAUUAUCCCCACCCACUGCAUGUGGCUCUUGGAGAAAGCCGGCUAUAGGGUGGGGACCGCAGAGGCCGGGGCGCAGCAGCACGCGCACUCCAGCCUGGUCCCCAAGCGCCGGGCCCCAGGCUCGCCUUCGCGCUGCAACCCUAACGUCCUCACCCCCGACCGCAUCCCGCAGUUCUUCAUUCCGCCUCGGCUCCGGGACCCCAGCGGCACCGAGGCCAGGGUGGACCGCAACCUGGGCGGCCGGCACCUCCCCGUCGCCUGCUCGCUGCCGCACCUGGCGGGCCGCGAGGGCUGGGCCUUCCUGCCCGAGAGCCCGCACACGCGCCGCCGCGAGUCCCUGUUCCACGCGCCCCGUGGCCUGGCGGCGGCGGCGGGCCUAGCGCCGGCGCAGUCGCGGCUGCACGUCUCAGCCCCGGACCUCCGCCUCUGCCGGGCCCCGGACAGCGACACGGCCUCGUCGCCCGACUCGUCUCCCUGCGGCUCCCCUCGCACGCCCAGGCCGCACUCCUUGUCCCCCGACGACGAGGCCAGCUCGGCGGACACCAGUCCGUACGCGCCCCGCCGCGCGCCGCCGCUCUUCCACCUGGACUUCCUCUGCUGCCAGCUGCGGCCGACCAAGGACAGCGUGCUACGCCUGGGGCCCCGCGGCGGGCAGCUGCGCCUGUCCACCGAGUACCAGGCGGGGCCCGGGCGGCUGCGGCUGCGCCUGGUGAGCGCCGAAGGGCUGCCUCGGCCGCGGGCCCGCCCCGGGAGCGGCGGCGGCGGCUGCUGCGUGGUGUUGCGGCUGCAGCCACGCGUUAGGCCGCGAGCUCAACGCAGCCGCGUGGUCCAGGGCAGCUCGAACCCCAUCUUCAAUGAAGACUUCUUCUUCGAAGGCCUGGGCCUGCGGGACCUGGCCGCCCGCAGUCUGAGGGCCAAAGUGCUGGAGAGGGGCGCGGGGCUGCGCAGGGACGUGCUACUGGGCGAGUGUGAGACGCCCCUCAUCGCCCUGCUGCCCCCCCUGGCUGGGGGUCUAGGCUCAGGGUCCUCCCUGGCACCUGCACAUCUCAGUCUGUAGACUGACACCACAGCUUCCUGGGGGGGGGGGGUUCUCCACUGUGUCUGCAGCCCCGUAUUCUUGCCAUCUGCCCAACAUGUAUUUAUUUUUGUUAAUAAAACAUCAGUUUGUCUCUAGCUGCAUGCGCCACAGUGGGCACCAAAAACUCCAGGCUUUGCAGCAACUCUUUUCCUUCCUUUCCGCCCGAUCCACUCAUCUGAGCGGGAGCAGACCUUAAACAGUAGCUCAAGAGAUUCAGAAUCCAGGGAUGUCAGAAACUCUGUAAGUGCUUGUUGAACAUGCAGAGUCUAGGAUCCAUCCCCAAGCGAUACUACUUCGA
This is a messenger RNA of Peromyscus californicus insignis, 1898 nucleotides long. RefSeq names its product C2 calcium dependent domain containing 4D (gene C2cd4d). Bases 542 to 1579 code for a protein of 345 amino acids. The record is from RefSeq and is a predicted model, not a curated record. The transcript is spliced from 2 exons. Lineage: Eukaryota; Metazoa; Chordata; Mammalia; Rodentia; Cricetidae.